AUGAACAUUUAUGACGUUUUCGACAAUUUAGUUACUAGUCAAGAAGUGAGUUUUUUCGGGACUUUUUUGUUUUUUUGAAAUUUUGAACAAGGAAAAAUAAAAGUACAGGUUUCUGGAUUCUUUUUUUUCGAAAACAUCACAGAAUGCGAAUUCUUGGGAUCAUUCUGAAAAUUAAAUUUCCCCCGAAGAUUUUUUUUUCUAAUUGAGAAAAUAAAACAUUUUUUUUUAUUUCAAGCAAAAUAAAAAGUUUUCUGACUUCCAUUUCUCUACUCUGUGAUUUUCCAGUCCUUCCUCAUCAUACUAUGCGCCACCGUAAUAAUUGUUGUCGUUAUUGUCGCAUCGCUUCUGAUGAAAACUCAGAAACAGCUAAAUUGGUAGGUUAAAAAACCCAAACUCCAUUCUCUGAAAAACACUAUUUUGUUUAGGUAUGAACAAAAUGUUCUGGAAAUGGGAUCUUCACCAUUACAUGUUCGAUGCACAUCUUUCAAUCGAACAAACACUGAAGAAACAACACCAUUUGACACGUUAGUUCCUUACUUUUUUUCAAAUGAAUAUGCAAGUACAACAUGUGUUUUUAGAAAACCAACACUUCUGGAAUGUUUCCGAGAUUCACCGAUACCAAAAGGAGAUUUGUCAAAUUUAUUCAUGAUUCCAAAAGCGAAAAAGGGCCCGAGGAGUAUGUUCUCAAAUUUGCAUCAGAAUCAAUUUGAUCGUGGAUUAUACCAAUUUCCGGUAACUAUACGAAUGAAAACUUAUCUUUAUAUAAAGAUGGGAAAAUUGAAUUUAGGCUAGAACAUAAUGAGAAAGAAUAGAAAAUGUGAAGAGGGGUUCUAUAUUUAGAAGUUCAAAACAAGGAUAGGUGGAAAUAUAUUUUCGCACAGGAAAAUAUUCACUUGAUAAAAAUCAUACCACCGUUGAAAAAACACGGAACAUUUGUUGGAUAAAAUUUUACAACCAAAAAUUUUUCAGACCCAAAUGGGCGAUGAAUCAGCGUGCAGUUCAGUGACUAUGACAACAUCAGGAUCUCUCCAACUCAGUGUUAGCCACGACGUCAAUCUCAAUUUGCUUACUGUCAGUGUCAAACAAGGACUUGAUCUACCAACUCGGAGAGAAGAUGAUCAACCAAAUCCAUUUAUGAAAGUCUCGCUAGAAAUUCCAGAAUCCAAAAAACCAAAUGUUGAACAUCAAACUAAAACAUAUAUGUCAACGUCAUCUCCACAAAUCAAUGAAGAUUUUUAUUUUCCGGUAUGAAACCCUUUUUUUUCUAAUUUCUUCCCAUAAUCGAAAUUUCUGCAGGUCACUGCACAGCAAUUGAGCACUUGUCGUUUGGAAGUUAUGGUUUAUGAUUAUGAUCAAUUCAGUGUUGAUGAAUGUGUUGGAUAUUGUUGGUUAACACUUGGAAGAAUUAAUGAACAAUUUGAGCAUGACACACCAACUACAUUUUGGGCGGAGGUUUUGCCAUAUGAAGAUGGGGAAAGUGUGAGUAACAUUAAAACAAUAAAAUUUUCUAUUCGAAAGAUAAUAGUGUUGGAGAAUCAUAUUUCAUGCAUAGCUGCUGUACUUGAAAAUUUUAAUUUUCUAUUGUAAAGAAUUACCGAAAACUUUUUUAUUUCGAAAGUACACUAAACUGGUUAAUAUGUUUUUAGUGACGCAAAUUCAGAUAACAAAAUUGUGUUUAGCGAUAAUUCAUCGGCAACAUUUUGACUCUCAAUCUUUGCUUGGAAAAAAAACUAAACAUCUAAUGAUGAAUAAUUCAAAACAUCAUAUCAUUUCUGAAUGUGAAUAAAACAUUAUUGGUCAGAUUUUCGAGUUCCGCAUGCGAUCUAAAAAUAAUGACUUAAAAAAAUUUCCAGAGGGAUUAUUUGAACAUUUGAAAAAUUUUUUUAAAAAAUUUGUUGAAUUUCAGAAAGGUUUCGGAGAAGUUUUGUUCUCUCUUGCUUAUUUAUCACAUGCUCAACGGCUUUCCAUGAACAUUUUCAAAGUUCGUAACAUUCGAUGUCGGAAUGAAAAAGAAGGAAGUUAGUCUAACUCUAAAAUCAAUAUCAAAAUCCAUUAAAAAAAUGUUAUUUUAGACAUUGCUCUUCGUGUAACUUUACUCAGUGGUGGUGAAAAAACAUUGAAGAAAAAGAAAACCAGUUCGAAAAAACUUCAAAGAUCUGUGCAAUAUAACGAAUGUUUGACUUUCACAAUUCCAAAACAUACCUUGUGUGAUGUUUUAUUGGCUGUUGAGGUACAUUUAAUUCUAAAAAUUAUUAUCCAAUAAAAAUCGAUAUUUUUAGUUGAUAACCGAAACUGGAACGUUUGGAAUUGCAUCAAGAACAAUUGCUAGAAUGCAAGUUCCAUUGAGCAAGUGAGUUUUCCUUUCAAGAUGAUGGUUAUUGAAGUUUGAAAUUUUUCAGAUGUAAAGAUUUAUGGAGAGCAAUCAUUCGGGAAGAGAAAUCUCAAGCGCGAUGGUAUUCUUUUGAAGAACCUUAA
Molecule: messenger RNA, 2475 nt
Organism: Caenorhabditis angaria
Lineage: Eukaryota; Metazoa; Nematoda; Chromadorea; Rhabditida; Rhabditidae
Source: the annotation of a GenBank genome assembly